This is a messenger RNA of Penicillium oxalicum, 1944 nucleotides long. RefSeq names its product glycosyltransferase family 2 protein. NCBI's taxonomy places the organism in Eukaryota, Fungi, Ascomycota, Eurotiomycetes, Eurotiales, Aspergillaceae. The record is from RefSeq and is a predicted model, not a curated record. Bases 1 to 1944 code for a protein of 647 amino acids. The transcript is spliced from 4 exons.
AUGAUGAAAGGAUGUCUGCAGGUCGAGCAACCAGCAACCGGCAACAAAAACGAACGAAUCGAUGCGGAGACUGCCGAGGACCAAACGCUGCAAGACAAGCGGUCAAGAAAGGGCGGAAAUCAGAUCUACGAUAUCCGGGAGCUACCCGAUAGCUCGCAGACCUCCCGGGGCCGGAAAUAUCGUACUCACCUUUAUUAUGUCGCCCAGGCGGCCAUUUGGACCAGCAACGUCUACCUCGUCCUCCGGGCACUGGCGGUCCUACUUGGCCCGCUCCGAUGGCAGGCCUGGGUAAUGUUCUUGGUCGAGGCCAUGUUCAUUCAUCUCUCUCGAAAGGACCAGAGUCUAGUGAUUGCUGCAUUCCGUGUCAAUCGGAAUGGACGGCGGAAAAGGCUACGACUUCAAGGCAAGAAAGAUCUCCCUCGAGUGGAUGUGCUUCUGCCGUGCUGUGGCGAGGAUGUGGAAGUCAUCAUGACUACAGUCCGUGCCGCCUGUGCGCUGGACUAUCCAAUCUCCUGUUUUCGUGUCCUGGUCCUGGACGACGGGGGCUCCGCUGCUUUGAAAGAAGCCGUCGCAAAGCUACAAUCUCAAUGGAGCCAUGUCUCAUAUCACUCCCGAGGAAGACAGUCAGGUAUGGUCUUUGCUAAAUCAGGCAACCUGAACUACGCCUUGACCACCCUGCAAAGAGAGACGCCGCCGGAUUUUUGCGCGGUCCUCGAUGCAGACUCUGUGCCGACACCGGAUUUCCUCCGAGCAACCUUGCCUCAUUUGCUGCAAUGCGAUGACGCUGCGCUGAUUUCUACGCGCCAGUAUUUCUCCAAUCUGCCCACUGGCGACCCGUUGUCUCAGACAAGAAGCCACUUCUACACUUGUCAAAACGCGGCACUGGACAUGCUUGGUCGUGCUAUUGACGCAGGUUCUGGGGCCGUGUUCCGCCGCAGUGCCAUCGUUCAUGUUGGUCUCUACCCAACUUUCUCAUUCUCCGAAGAUUGGCAACUGUCCCAGAUCUUACAUGGCAUGGGCUGGCGCACAUUCCAAGUGCAGGAAUUUCUCCAGUUUGGAUUGAUCCCUGAUUCACUCACCGGCCACUGUGCUCAGCGUAGUCGCUGGAAUAUUGGACAUGCUCAGCAGAUCCCCGCUAUGCUCUCAUCCGCAUACAAUCACUACAAGACCUCUUUGCGAUGGAGCAUUGCAUUCAACGGUCUAGGAAUUGUCGCGGGAGAAGUCGAGUGCUUUAUAGGCUUCCUUGCGGUGCCGGUGCUCUUGAUGGCUGGGAACGUGAUUCCUACAAACUACCCAUCGCUACUCCAGGCGCAGAUAUUCAUGUCCGCUUGGCAGGUUUUGAUGACGUGGGCGUUUGAAUAUCUACAGGCUGCGCAGAAUGAUUUCCAGAGUGCCCCCUUUGCGCACCUGGAGAAUAAAUGGCUCGCCGGCUCGAACAUCUUCGCCAUCCUCAAAUUUUAUCUCGUGUCUGCGAAACCCAAGGGAUCAUCCUUUGUCACGGGAAGUGUUUUGAAUUCCUGGAACUCCCGCGCCUCGUCCGCAUGGAAGAAGAUGCAGGUUGAUCUUUGGAAGAAUGGCGUCUGGUAUAACAUUUGCGUGUUAUUUGCAACCGUCUGGACCUUGUUCACUGCGACCCAAUGUCUUCUGUCAGGCCAUGAGCAAAAAAACCUGACAGGACUGUUGACGAGUCUCGCAUUCCCGCCAUUGCUUCAUCUUUGCUAUCUGACUUUGGUUGUCAAUUGGGUGCCGGUGGCUUAUGUGUUGAAACCACCCCGGUAUCCGCUCAAGGCGGCCGAUCAGGCCAAGGCAAGCGAAACAUUUGCUGGAACCGAAGCUAAAGAUGAAUCAUCUCUGGAUUUUAAAUGGCCUGCAGUGGAAAAAGUUGGCAAGGAGAUCCUGCAGCUGAGCACCAGACUUGAGAUUCAAGAGCAACCGGUGCUUUAA